Messenger RNA from Acaulospora morrowiae, 438 nucleotides. Lineage: Eukaryota; Fungi; Glomeromycota; Glomeromycetes; Diversisporales; Acaulosporaceae. The record is from the annotation of a GenBank genome assembly.
AUGAGUGACUCAAAAGGUCACGAGAUUGAAAUCCGUAAUAUUAUUAAAUCUCCUGACUUACGACUUCUUACCGAUGACGAACUUCUACUCAAAGUUGCACUCAUUAUCCAUGAUGAAGACGUGAAAUCAAUCAGAAAACUCCUACCGUGGAAAACGGAAAAUGAACUUGCUAGUAUGAUAAUAGACGUUUAUCCUGUUGAAAUUAGAGAGAUGCCGGAAUUAAGAUUUUUGUCUCGUCCAAGGCCUCCAGUUCCACCAGAUGGUACUCCGGAAUAUCGAGAUUGGCUUUUGAAAGCACAGUGGAGUCCUGAGGAAGAACAUGCAUAUAGAGAGAUGACAGAGUAUGGGAGAAGAGGGUUGAAAGAUUGGAGGAAAUUAGUAAGAAAUUUAAAUGGAAAAAACUUAAGUGAUGUUAUCAAACAUUUUGGAACUUUAAAG